Messenger RNA from Rhipicephalus sanguineus (brown dog tick), 441 nucleotides. Its product is annotated as aspartate and glycine-rich protein-like. The coding region runs from base 1 to 441 and encodes 146 amino acids. The record is from RefSeq and is a predicted model, not a curated record. NCBI's taxonomy places the organism in Eukaryota, Metazoa, Arthropoda, Arachnida, Ixodida, Ixodidae. The transcript has 2 exons.
AUGGAUGACAUCUACGUUCCAGAGUCGUGCACCGACAGCCCCCGCUUUGCCAACUGCAACCUCAUCGUACGUGCUCGCUACUGCACAAACAAGCAUUACUCGAGGUUCUGUUGCCGUUCUUGCAUGCUUGCCGGCCAAAUUCAUGCCGAUGCCAAUGGGUACACCAAUGGCAACGGAAACGGCUACGGCAACGGAAACGGCUACAGCAACGGGAACGGCUACAGCAACGGAAACGGCUACAGUAAUGGAAAUGGCUACAGCAAUGGGAAUGGGAAUGGCUACGGCAACGGAUAUGGCAAUGGCUAUAGAGGCGGCUUCAGCAAUGGAAAUGGCUUUGGCAAUGGCUACGUUAAUGGAUACAGUACUGGAAACGGGCACAGUAAUGGAUACAGGAAUUUCACCGGAAACGGGAACGGCAACAAGACCAACGAACUCGCCUAA